CUGGAUAACGAGAAGAAAAGACAGGGCUCGGACGCUGGAAGUGAUACCAAGCGACACAAGCCACUUCACCAGUUGAGUGAAGAUGGGCCCUUGACUCAGUCUGAUGUCGUCUAUUUCCAGAAAGAAGCUAUAUGGAGACAGAUGGCCACAUACAAACAGAGGUGUCAAUCUUUAAGUCGGGACUUGGCCAAACUUGAUAAACAGUAUGAGUCGAGCCUGAGAAAAUUGCAUAUCUUGAGCAGUUGGUACGAACAGAUUCUCAAUCUUUUUGCUUCAAAAGUUACCCAGAAUGGCGAAGCUAUUGACGAAAAGUUGUUGGUGAAGCUUCUGGACAAUGAUGACGAUGAAUUAAAGACGAGAAGAAGCUUGUUGUUGCUGGUGUUGACCCCGUUAAUAGAGAAUUCCAAGGCU
Molecule: messenger RNA, 411 nt
Organism: Scheffersomyces stipitis CBS 6054
Lineage: Eukaryota; Fungi; Ascomycota; Pichiomycetes; Serinales; Debaryomycetaceae
Gene: BRE1
Product: E3 ubiquitin-protein ligase
Exons: 1
Source: RefSeq, a predicted model, not a curated record